Molecule: messenger RNA, 757 nt
Organism: Rosa chinensis
Lineage: Eukaryota; Viridiplantae; Streptophyta; Magnoliopsida; Rosales; Rosaceae
Exons: 1
Coding region: 183-494 (103 amino acids)
Biological process (GO): negative regulation of cell population proliferation
Source: RefSeq, a predicted model, not a curated record
CCACCGACCCCAUACUCUCUCACUCUUCUCUCUCUCUGGCUAAGUGGCUAUCAGUCUUCUUCCUCUCUUCUAUCUCUGUCUCCAUUUCAUACCUACAUUCACAUAAAGCAACCAAAGUUAGCUAGCUAGCUAGAUCAAGAUCAACCUCUCACGCUUAGGAGCAUUAUACAUUAUUCUCACAUAUGGAUGAGAAAUGGAAGCUAUCGAAGAAGGAAAGCAGUUCUUCUUCCAAGUUUGCCUUCACGAGAAGCUCUUCCACAAGAAGCACAUCCUCCAAUGCUCCACUUCUUUCAAGAAGCUAUUCCCAGAAAAGCAGCGUCUCUUCCAGUUCCAACUCCAAGUGCCCUCCUCUUCCCCGGAGCUUCUCGCAAAAGAACUCUUCCAUAAGCCGAAAGUGCAGCAGCCUCGCCAAGGAACACAAGGCCAGAUUUUACAUCAUGAGGAGAUGUGUGGCUAUGCUUGUUUGUUGGCACAAGCAUGGAAGUGAUUCUUGAAAAAGCGACUUUGAUUUUAAGUCAUUUCCUUCAUAUAUAUGUCAUCUUCCUGUGAGAUGGGUCGGGUUUGUUAAUUUUGAACUCAUAUCAAAUUUUUCUCCCAUCAGAUCAAGAGGAGAUUGAUUGCACAAACUUUCUUGUGUAGUGUAUUUUUUUUCUUAAGUACUUGGUUUAAUUAGAUUUUUCAGUUGUAAUUACUAUUGAGAUGGGCUAUACAUUGUAAGAAGAGAUUACCAUAUAUCAAAUUAAUACGAGUCUUAUUA